Molecule: messenger RNA, 2462 nt
Organism: Harmonia axyridis
Lineage: Eukaryota; Metazoa; Arthropoda; Insecta; Coleoptera; Coccinellidae
Gene: Ctl2
Product: choline transporter-like 2
Exons: 13
Coding region: 303-2300 (665 amino acids)
Biological process (GO): transmembrane transport
Cellular component (GO): membrane
Molecular function (GO): transmembrane transporter activity
Source: RefSeq, a predicted model, not a curated record
GUUGACUGUCAGUUUCCGAGAGAUCUAUGUCCUAGUUUCAUUAGUAAAUAGUAUUUGAUCGAUAUGCCUUUGUUUAUAAUUUUGAAAUGAAAUUGAAUUAGUCAGAUCAUAGGUGAAACAUCCUAGACUGAUCAUUUCGAUGAAAUGAUUUUUUAAAAAUAUGGAUUUUUAAGUACGUUUCUUCAAAACAAUCGUUAUUUUCCCUUUCUUCAGUUUGUAAACAAAACCAUUAUCGUGAAUCGUGGGUACAUCCGUUCAUAGUUUAAACACAAUAUCAACUUCAAGAGUUCUGAAGAAUAAAAAUGGCUCGUGAAUCGGAACUACCUGGCAAAUAUGGACAACCCAUUCCUCAUGAUCCUGAUUUUAACGGCCCUCUGAAGUAUCGUUCUUGCACUGAUGUCGUGUUUUUGAUGCUCUUCAUUGUUUUUAUUGGAUGUUGGAUAGGAAUCGCUCUAUAUGCCUUUGGUAAUGGUAAUACUUCAGCUGUUUUGGCUCCAAAGGAUUCUAACGGCCUGAGAUGCGGAGUCGACGAUGUCGUGCAAAACAAGAAAUAUCUGUUCUUUUUCGAUAUCCUAAAAUGUGUAAAUCCAUCUGUUCCUUUCCUGGGAUGCCCCACACCACAGGUUUGUGUGGAGAACUGUCCUGAAAGGGAAGGAAUACGAGUAUGCUUGAAUGAUAAAACUUGCAAGGAAUCUAAGUAUCCAACAACAAAUGUUCAGGGAAGGUGUAUUCCUGUACUGACCAAGAAUUGGAUACAUCAGCAUAGCGAAGAUGCAGAAAAGAUCGAAAAAGCGAUACAAAAUGUUAAACUUAUUGCAGAAACUGAGCAGUUUGGUGAAAAUGUAUUGAAGGAUGUGACUAUGUGUUGGUCAAAAAUUUUAUACUUUUUAUUGGGAGCUCUUUUCUGCACCCUCAUUUAUAUCAUGAUGCUCAGGUGGAUCGCUGGAACAAUGGUAUGGUGUUCUUUGAUCGGACUUAUUAUUGCGUUGGCCUUAGGUGUUUACGGAAGUUGGUUCAAAUACCAGAAGAUGCUAAGCGAAGAGAGAGAAAUAGGCGAUGAAAACUUGGUAGAAACAUUCCACGAUAUCAAGAAAUAUUUUUGGUUAACGGCUCUGAUUACCUGCAGUGUUUCAUUAACCAUCAUCGUUUUAGUUACCAUAUUCUUGAGAAAACGUAUAAAUCUCGCCAUAACUUUAAUCGAAGAAGGAAGCAAGGCCAUCACUUCCGUUACGUCGGUGCUGGUUUUUCCGGUUGUCCCUUGGAUACUGCAAAUCGUCGUCAUUUUGUUUGCCCUCUCUAUUGGUCUACUUUUAACAACAACUGGAGCACCAGUUUUUAUGACAAAAGGCAAUGCUACAGAUUGUCCUUUGGCUGCGAAUAAGGUCUGCGAUCCAAAAACUUUCCAGAGUUUGAAUUGUCCGGAAAUGGCUUGUAAAUUGAUAAAAAUGAAACACAACGAUUUUUACAAUUAUUUAGUUUGUAUGUUUGUUAGCAAACAAUUGAAAUUCGUUAUUUACCUGAGUGUUUGCUUUUUAGGGUUCAACAUCUUUGGAUUCUUCUGGGGGAGUUUCUUUGUUUCCGCCUUCAGUCAGAUGGUGCUUGCAACUGUGUUUGCCACUUGGUACUGGACUAAACCACGUCGUAAUUUGCCAUUUUUCGCUGUCACUUCAGCUGCCUCCACAGUACUCAGGUAUCACAUUGGCACUCUUGCAUUUGGUGCCUUGAUUAUCUCAAUAUGUAGGAUGAUCAGAUUGGUGUUGGAAUUCAUUGAUCGAAAAUUGAAAAAGUAUGACAAUGAAGUAACCAGAGCAAUACUAUGCAUAUUGAAAUGCUUUUUCUGGUGCUUGGAGAAGGUUCUGAAAUUCAUCAGUACCAAUGCUUACAUCAUGUGUGCUAUACACGGUAAAAACUUUUGCAGCAGCGCCAAACAUUCCUUUUCUUUGCUGUUCAGGAACAUGAUACGGUUUGUGAUUUUAGAUAAGGUUACCGAUUUCCUGUUCUUUGUCAGUACCCUGCUGAUCAGCAUCGGACUAGGUGUAGUGGCUUAUAUUUUCUUUGCGACAGACUUGACUCCUUCGGACAAUUCCAAUUUGAAUUACGUGGAAGUACCCAUUGUGCUGAUUGUAUUGUUCACUUAUUUCAUCUCGAAAAUAUUUUUCCACGUGUACAGCAUGGCCGUGGACACGUUAUUCUUAUGUUUCUUGGAGGACUGUGAGAGAAAUGAUGGAUCCCCAGAUAAACCGUACUACAUGUCCAAAGACCUGAUGAAGAUAUUCGGAAAGAAGAACAAAAAAGAGUAGUAUUGUGAUAACUGUGAUACAUUUUACCUUAUAUUGAAGUAUUACUUGUUUAGAGUAGUUUUUUUACUCGUAUUUGUGAUGCUCAAUCUGUAUAUUCUUUAUCUACAUUAAGCUUUUGAAGUACCUACAUAUUUCAAAUUGUUAGUAAAUAUUUCUGACUAA